GCCAAACACAAGCCAAGGAGAAAGGCCUCAGGAGAAACCAAAUCUGCUGACACCAUCAUCACGGACUUUCAGCCUCCAGAACUACUUCAACUGCGAGGAAAUGUCAUUCAGAUUUGGCCAACAUCUCAUCAAGCCCUCUGUGGUAUUUCUUAAAACAGAACUGUCCUUUGCUCUUGUGAAUAGGAAACCUGUGGUACCAGGACAUGUCCUUGUGUGCCCGCUGCGGUCAGUGGAGCGAUUCUGUGACCUACGUCCUGAUGAAGUGGCUGACUUGUUUCUGGCGACCCAGAGAGUUGGGACAGUGGUGGAGAAACAUUUCCAGGGGACCUCUCUCACCUUUUCCAUGCAGGAUGGCCCCGAAGCUGGACAGACUGUGAAACAUGUUCAUGUCCAUGUUCUUCCCAGGAAGGCUGGAGACUUUCACAGGAAUGACAGCAUCUAUGAUGAGCUCCAGAAACAUGACAAAGAAGAGAACUCCCAGGCCUCUUGGAGAUCAGAGGAGGAAAUGGCCGCAGAAGCUGCAGCUCUGCGGGUCUACUUUCAGUGACACAGGCAUGAAAGUAACUCGAACAAAUCCCAGGGUAUAAGGAAAUGAGCCUCAUUCUCUAAGACUCUGUGGCAUUGGAAAUGAAGCUAAGCAGAGUUCAUUACAUCUUACAAUUCUGCAACCUUUUGUGAAGUAUUUUAUUACACUUGUGGAACCAUUGGGGUUGUUUCAGUUAUAAUAACUGACAGGCUAAC
Messenger RNA from Propithecus coquereli (Coquerel's sifaka), 741 nucleotides. RefSeq names its product bis(5'-adenosyl)-triphosphatase. The coding region runs from base 101 to 547 and encodes 148 amino acids. The record is from RefSeq and is a predicted model, not a curated record. Gene Ontology annotation, molecular function: ubiquitin protein ligase binding; bis(5'-adenosyl)-triphosphatase activity. Gene Ontology annotation, biological process: intrinsic apoptotic signaling pathway by p53 class mediator; purine nucleotide metabolic process; diadenosine triphosphate catabolic process. Lineage: Eukaryota; Metazoa; Chordata; Mammalia; Primates; Indriidae. The transcript has a single exon. Gene Ontology annotation, cellular component: nucleus; cytoplasm; plasma membrane.